This is a messenger RNA of Homarus americanus (American lobster), 2200 nucleotides long. RefSeq names its product choline kinase alpha-like. The coding region runs from base 120 to 788 and encodes 222 amino acids. Gene Ontology annotation, molecular function: ethanolamine kinase activity; choline kinase activity. The transcript has 4 exons. Lineage: Eukaryota; Metazoa; Arthropoda; Malacostraca; Decapoda; Nephropidae. The record is from RefSeq and is a predicted model, not a curated record. Gene Ontology annotation, biological process: phosphatidylethanolamine biosynthetic process; CDP-choline pathway. Gene Ontology annotation, cellular component: cytoplasm.
UAUAUCUUUCUUUCAGAUGGCUGAAAUCAGGUCAAGAAUUUCUUUGCAAAACACCCAGUAUUGAUGGAGUUGAUAGCAGCAUAAUUGAGGGACUGCAGAAGAUUAAUUACCAUAAUGAAAUGGAGUAUUUAAAACAAGUGGUGGCAAAGGUUCAAUCUCCUGUGGUGUUUGCACAUAAUGACAUGCAAGAGGGCAACAUUUUAUUGAAAACACAUACCAAGUCUAAUGAAGACCGUAUAUGCCUCAUUGACUUUGAAUAUUGUUCGUACAAUUACCGAGGAUUUGAUCUUGCAAACCAUUUCUGUGAAUGGAUGUAUAAUUACAAGUUUCCCGUCCAUCCAUAUUUCACUGUGGCAAAGGAUAAUUUCCCCCCAAAAGACAAACAGCUUCACUUCAUCCGAUCCUAUCUGGAAGCUUAUGGGGCAUCACGAAGAGGAAAGCUCGCGCCAUCCACUGGUGGAUAUUCAGGGGAAGCAUUACGCACGAGCAGUUGCUUUGACAGUAGAACUGCCAUCAGUAGCAUGAAGGUUUCAUCACCAAUCAGCAAUUGCACUGCUCCCAGCCAUCCAGUUGAAGACAAACUCCUACAAGAAGUACAAACGUUCAUGUUGGCUUCUCACCUGUUUUGGGCUCUGUGGUCUAUUGUGCAGGGACAAGUCUCAAGCAUUCCCUUUGGCUAUAUGGAAUAUGCUGCAGUGAGGAUGGAUCACUAUUUUGAAGACAAAGCAAAACUUAGAGUGGACCACAUCAAUAAACGUAAGUCUGAGGCAAUUACAGAUGAAAUGUAGAAGAAAAAUGUAAUAUUAAUCAAAGAUAUUCAUGUUGGUAUGACUUUCAGUAUUCUUCCUGUGAAUAAUGUUUAUAAAAUUUUAAUAUUAAGUUUUCUUAACUAUGAUAAGGAUGGUGCUAAAACUAGUUAUCAUAAAAUGUGGGAAUUUGUAACACUUAACAUUAUGGAAAAAUCAACUCACCUUGAAAAUGGGAAUCGGCAUUUGACUGCAGAUAUAUAAUUUGUUCCACUGAAGUACAGAAUGAUGUAUUACAAGUGCCUGUUAAGUAAUAGUCUCGUUUUUCUCAUUGUUACCUUAGGCAUCUAAUAAUUGACUCUACAUUAUUUAGUUAAUAUUCUUUUUGUUUAUACUAAGUCUAUAUACUGUAAAUGAUAACAAAAGAGAUGAGCUGUAUGUGGCAGUAACAGAUGACUUUGAUGUAAUUUUAGUUGUCAGUGUAUAUAUUAGCUGAUAUAUUUUAUAUUACAUGUUCAUUUUUGUAAGUUUCACAUAUUCAAUAGUAUGGUGUAAUUAUGGUAUUUUCCUACUACUCAAGGACUGGUACAAGAAGUACUUUACAGGUAGUAUAUUUUGACAAUCUUGUCUGAAGGUAUGUCAGUGAUGUGAGAUUUGUGCUGUGAUGUACACUCAUGUUCUGUGAUGUAAUGUAAUGUACUGUGCUUGUUAUUAACUUUUUAUGGUAUAAGGACCACUUGUCAUUUUUUAUUGACCUGCAGAUUACAUAUACCAUUAAGUGGUUGUGUAAGCUGAAGGGUUUUAACAUGAACACUAUCAUUCAUCUUGCUCAUGCAUUAUUAAAGGGACCCAUUAAUGUAGUUGGGUACAAUAUAUUUAUAUGGAUGGGAUUUACUUGAAAGAAGUAUUGUACAGAAUGAAAACCUGUGCUGUGCAAGCAAUCAACAGAACCAGGGAUAUAUUAGUUUUAUCUCAUCUUACUAUGGAGAUUGUUCCCAGGAGUUUCAGUGCUAUUAAAUGUAAAGUCACUUGUUGUGAUGAGUUUUCUUAUUAUGUUAGUACAGUACAGUACAGUACAUAAAUAAAUUAUUAUGUUAGUACAGUACAGUACAGUACAUAACUUAUUAUGUUAGUACAGUACAGUACAGUACAUAAAUAACUUAUUAUGUUAGUACAGUGCAGUACAUAAAUAACUUAUUUUGUUAGUACAGUACAAAGAUAAGUUAUUAUGUUGGUGUACAUAAAUUUAGGUUUGUAUUGUAUUUCAUCUUAGUAAGAAUUCUUAACCAAACUAUCUGUACUACAUAAUUAGAGUAUAAUUACUGCAGAUUUUGAUAAGAUUGAGCCAUUUUAAGAAAAUUUUCAACCUUUGGCCAUCUAACUAAAUAUAAGCACUCACCUUACAGACAUAUGUUUAUACAGUCAUAAAACAUUUAAUAAAUUGUAAAAGAGAA